Molecule: messenger RNA, 1347 nt
Organism: Spinacia oleracea (spinach)
Lineage: Eukaryota; Viridiplantae; Streptophyta; Magnoliopsida; Caryophyllales; Amaranthaceae
Product: nuclear pore complex protein NUP43
Exons: 5
Coding region: 85-1173 (362 amino acids)
Cellular component (GO): nuclear pore outer ring
Molecular function (GO): protein binding
Source: RefSeq, a predicted model, not a curated record
UACCAAUCUAAACAAAGUCACGUACUACUAAACCAUCACUUCUGCACUCCCAAACCUUUCCCUAAACCCUCAAAAACCCUAACAAUGGCUGUAAACCAAUUCCAAACCCAGCAACACCAAAACCUCCAAAUUCAUCGUCUCCCCCAAUCCAAAUUCAUCGAUGCAGUACGUUGGCUACCUCCAUUUGCCGCCUUCGACAAAUUCAUCGUUCUCUCUCUCUUUGACCCCACUUCCUCCUCUUCCACAAUCGAACUCCACUCUCUCGAUUUCCCUGAUUCCGCAAACCCUAAUCCCAUCCUCUCUCCCCUCUCCACCUUCUCCUCCCCUUCUCUCUCUAGAACAUCCUUUCUCAAAACCUCGCAAUCCCUCAUUGCCUUCUCCACAUUCUCUGGCUCCCUCGAUUUUCUCUCUCCUAAUUACUCGUCUCCCGACGAGGUUUCUCUCGAUUCGUUGCCUUCUUUGCAGGAGAAGGGGUUUCAUGUUGGACCCAUUUCGUGUAUUGAUGUUUUGGAGAGGGAUUGUGUGAGUGUUGGAGAAGAUGGGAGGGUUAAUUUGGUGGGAUUCGGGGACGGGAAGGCGAGUUAUCGGCGGGUUUUCGAUAGCGAUGGGCUGGUUUCGUAUUCGGCUGUGAAAUGGGCGUCUCCCAUGGAGUUUGCUACUGGUGGGUUGGGGUGUAGUCUUCAGUGGUGGGAUCAGAGGAGGAAACCUGGGGAGCCUGCAUUACAGUUUAAGGGCAAAUGGUCUCAGAAAACUGCUUCUGGAGUUGUGCAUUCCAUCGAUAUUCAUCCAUCAAGAAAGCAUACCUGUAUGGCAGGAGGUUCCUCCGGUACUGUGUUUGGUUGGGACCUAAGGUGGCCACAGCAGCCUAUUGUUCUCUCCGGAGUUGGGAUUGGCGAAAGACCAUCAAAUCCAAUUUCAGAAAGUGAAGUAUGGGAGGUGCAGUUUGAUUGUCAUUUGCAGUCUUCAAAUAUUACCAGUAUGUCCUCGUCGAUGAUGCCUGUUAUGAUGUGCUCUGAAGAAGGGAUUCUUGCAGUCCUCGAGCCAGGUGCAGAACCAUUUGAACUAUUGGAAGAACCAUGUGCCAUCAACAGCUUUGACAUUAACAAGCAGAAUUACUCUGAUGUUAUAUGCAGUUUGGAAUGGGAAUCGCUGGCUAUACUUUCAAGGUCGUAAAGCACUGUAAUCACGGUCUAGUUUUGUUACAAUUAUUAUGUAGCUUCAAGUACCAACAUGCCGUAAUAUGUAAGAUUGUAUUCUACUAGCUAAACUGAUGCCCUUUUGACCAGGUCUGUUUAACUGUACAGUUCAUGACAAGUUCAUAUACACUAUUCAUGACAAGUUGCUUGA